Messenger RNA from Colletotrichum destructivum, 483 nucleotides. RefSeq lists its product as uncharacterized. Gene Ontology annotation, biological process: vacuolar protein processing. The record is from RefSeq and is a predicted model, not a curated record. Gene Ontology annotation, cellular component: intracellular membrane-bounded organelle. NCBI's taxonomy places the organism in Eukaryota, Fungi, Ascomycota, Sordariomycetes, Glomerellales, Glomerellaceae. The transcript has a single exon. The coding region runs from base 1 to 483 and encodes 160 amino acids.
AUGGCGCAAAAGGCAAAGAAGGACAGGGCGAAAUCCAACGCCGCCGCUCUGAACAACCUCCAUAUCGGCUCUGCCAUCGUCAACAUCGGCUUCCUCCUUUUCCACUUCUUCGUCAGGUCGCGCUCCCUCUUCUGGUUUUUCCUGCUCUCCGCCCCAGCCCUGAUCUGCGAGUUCGUACUAGAGAACGCCGGUCGCCCCAAGUAUGACGCCGCCGGUGGCCUCAAGACCUCGGGAGAAGACCUCGCCGCCGCCGGCCUGACCGACUACAUGUUCGACGUCGUCUGGGUCACGUGGGCAUCCGUCGUCCUGGUUGUUUUGUUCGGCAAUUGGGCUUGGAUCUUGUGGCUCUGCGUUCCCGCCUACGGCGCUUACGCCGGCGUCGGUUUACUUGGCGCUGGCAAGCGGAUGGCUCAGAUGGGCGGUGCUGCCAACACCCAAGAGCCUGCUCCGCCCGUUAACAGGAGGCAGCGCCGGGCCGCAUAA